CACUCCCGGGCGCACGCUCAACCGCCUCGCCCUUUCUCAGUUGCACGAGCACGCUCUCUCCCUCGAUGCUUCGGAGAUCGCUCUCCCGAGCCUUCCCUCUCCUCUCCAAUGGCCUGCUCCAAACCCUUCCUCUCCCCUUCGCUCCCUCGACUCGAUCGCUUAGGUCUUUGUCUUCUCGUACCUCUCCUCAAACCGUAAACCCUUCUCCGUCUCAAGAAGAAGAAUCCCAUGAGAAUCUUCGAGAUUCCUCCCGCCCGGCGGUGUCCAUCUCAAUCGAUCGCUCCGGCUUGCACAAUUCAGCAGAGCACUCGCACAAUCAAUCUUCGGAUUCCGAGCUCGUUAAGCAUCUCAAGAGUAUUAUAAAGUUCCGUGGAGGUCCUAUUUCAGUUGCUGAAUACAUGGAGGAAGUUUUGACAAAUCCUCAUUCAGGUUUCUACAUCAAUCGAGAUGUAUUUGGAGCUGGGGGUGAUUUUAUUACCUCCCCUGAAGUGAGCCAGAUGUUUGGAGAGAUGAUUGGUGUUUGGACUAUGUGCCUCUGGGAACAGAUAGGGCAGCCUGAAAAAGUGAAUUUAAUUGAACUUGGCCCAGGACGUGGGACACUUAUGGCUGAUCUUCUCCGUGGCUCUUCUAAAUUUAUGAAUUUUAAAAAGUCUCUUCACAUUCACAUGGUAGAGUGCAGUCCCACCUUGCAGAAGCUUCAAUACAGUGCUUUAAAAUGUGUGGAUGAAACUAUGAACGAAGAUGGUAGUACUAAAAGGACAAUUAGCAUGUUGUCUGGAUCUCCUGUUUCUUGGCAUUCCACUUUGGAACAGGUUCCAUUAGGAUGUCAAACCAUUAUCAUUGCGCAUGAAUUCUUUGAUGCUUUACCAGUCCAUCAAUUUCAGAAAUCUUCACGUGGUUGGUGUGAAAAAAUGAUAGAUGUGUCAGAAGAUUCUCUCAAUUUUCGCUUUGUUUUAUCUCCAAUGCCCACUCCUGCAACUCUACUAUAUCUGAGAAAGCGUUGUCAGUGGGCUUCUGCUGAGGAGGUAGUGAAGCUUGACCAUAUUGAAGUGUGUCCCAAAGCAAUGGAGCUGACUCAUCAGAUUGCAAAGAGAAUUAGUUCUGAUGGUGGUGGGGCUCUCAUUAUUGAUUAUGGGAAAAAUGGAAUUAUUUCAGACAGUUACAGGUUGGCUAUUCGGAAGCAUAAAUUUGUGAACAUACUAGACAAUCCUGGUUCAGCUGAUCUGAGUGCCUAUGUCGAUUUUGCUUCUAUUAGGCAUUCUGCUGAAGAAGUUUCAGAACAUAUAUCGGUUCAUGGUCCAAUUACUCAAUCCCAGUUCUUAGGUUAUCUUGGUAUCAACCUCCGAGUAGAAGCACUGUUACAGAACUGCACCGAAGAGCAAGCAGAGUCUUUGAGGACAGGCUAUUGGCAACUGGUUGGAGAUGGUGAAGCUCCAUUUUGGGAGGGCCCUGACGAUCAGACACCUAUUGGUAUGGGUAAUCGAUAUUUGGCAAUGGCAAUUGUGAACAAGAAGCAAGGUGUUCCGGUUCCAUUUGAAUGAAAGGCUCAUACUUACCAAUGAAAUGUGGAGGCUUCCCUGCCUGCUGCUUCCAUUCAUAUUCAGCCAAUCUGGCCCAUGGUCAGUGGGAUCAUAUGGUUGCCGUACCUAAUGGCAAAGUAGCUGAAGGCAGUUGUAGGCAUUCACUGGGGUUUCAGUGGAAUGCAAAUGAAAUUAAUGCAGUUGCAUGUACUUCAAUUACCUGUAACCAUAUGUUAGAACAGAAUGAUAAACACGCUGUUUUCCUGGCCCUGAUUAAAUUCGCUAACGGUGGACAAAUAACAUACAAAACAAUUGAACUUGAUUUUUUUUAUGUAACAGGAUGGCAACUGCUUAAGCAUAUUUUGCAACUAGUUA
This is a messenger RNA of Phoenix dactylifera (date palm), 1895 nucleotides long. The record is from RefSeq and is a predicted model, not a curated record. NCBI's taxonomy places the organism in Eukaryota, Viridiplantae, Streptophyta, Magnoliopsida, Arecales, Arecaceae.